AUGUCCAAUUACUAUCAACAAGGUCCACCACAAGGAGGUUACUACCAACAAGGUCCACCACCACCACAAGGAUACUAUCAACAACAACAGCCAAUGUAUGUCCAACAACAACCACAAAGAGGAGGUGGUGGAUGCUGUUCAUCAUUCUGUGGAUGCUGCGCUGCGAUAAUUUGUUGUUGCUGUGCGGAAGAUUGUUUGGAGAUGUUGUGUAUGUAA
Molecule: messenger RNA, 216 nt
Organism: Lodderomyces parapsilosis
Lineage: Eukaryota; Fungi; Ascomycota; Pichiomycetes; Serinales; Debaryomycetaceae
Exons: 2
Coding region: 1-216 (71 amino acids)
Source: RefSeq, a predicted model, not a curated record